AUGAAUUAUCUCACGCGUUGCUAUCAGUGUUACUCCUUACGCAAUGUCGAAAAAAUCUGAUCCGGACAGAUUUAGUGUGACGAAAGAUCUUUUGCUACCUGGGGUGUUUUUCUGCCUCCUUGUGCGAUGGUGCGUGGCUGCAUAUCCCUAUUCCGGACACAAUAAGCCUCCCAUGUUCGGUGAUUUUGAAGCACAAAGGCAUUGGCAGGAGAUAACCGUGCACACGCCUAUCAGACAAUGGUACUUUAACACAACUCAAAAUGAUCUUCAGUACUGGGGUCUGGACUAUCCCCCGCUCACUGCAUACCACAGUUUCAUCGUGGGGCUCGUUGCUGACUGGCUAGACCCAGAAUCGGUGCGGCUUUUCGCAUCGAGAGGUUAUGAAAAAGACACCCACAAAACAUUCAUGCGUUGGACUGUGUUCCUUAGUGAUAUCUACUUUUAUGUUUCUGCAGUGCUCUGUUUGUGCAUAGAUCUUGAAAGAGUGAAGAGUAAAGAGGACAGUAAUGUGUUUAAAAGGACAGACAUAUCAACAAUUUUGUUUUUAUUGUAUCCUGGGUUGAUAUUGAUAGACCAUGGACAUUUUCAGUACAAUUGUGUGUCGCUGGGACUCUUUUUAUGGUCUGCUUUCUUCAUAGUCGCUAUUGAGAAUGACAUUUUAGCAACAAUAUUCUUUGUUCUCGCUUUAAAUUAUAAGCAGAUGGAAUUGUAUCAUGUGUUACCAUUUUUCUUCUAUUUAUUACGGAAAUGUUUCAUUGGACUUCCUCCUAAAAGUAAAUUAAAAUAUUUUAUCCAUAACCUCAACAAAUUAGCUAUAGCAGUUAUAGCUAUGUUUGUAAUAAUCUGGUAUCCUUUUAUUCAUUCUUGGGAAUCGUUAUCUCAAGUGGUACACAGGAUUUUCCCUUUGAAGCGUGGAGUGUUUGAAGACAAAGUCUCAAAUGUGUGGUGUUUUCUAAAUGUAUUUGUUAAACUAAAAUCUCUAUAUACCAAUGAGCAAAUGGCUAAAGUGUGUUUGGCAACAACAGCGCUGGCUGUGCUACCAUCCUGUAUAGAUUUGUUCUUCAGAAUUAAUAGGAAAAAGUUUGUCCUAUCUCUUAUUAAUGUAUCAUUGGCUUUCUUCCUGUUUUCAUUUCAAGUUCAUGAGAAAACUAUCUUGUUGGUAGCUGUACCAAUUUGCAUGCACUUCCCUGAUGAUCCGUUUAUGUGUUUCUGGUUUCUGAUUCUGUCGAACUUUAGUAUGCUACCGUUACUCUUAAAAGAUGGCCUCUUGAUGCCAUUCAUUGCUACUAACAUAAUAUACAUCUGCUUUUACAGCAUUUGUCUAAAACUUGCUCAUCCAAAAGUAGGUUUUUUUUCAAUUUUCAAUGCGGAAGAAGUUUACACAAUCAUAAAUCCAAAGAGUGAGAAAUCAAUGUUGCUCAAACUAUUAAGUAUCAAUUUCUUUUUCUCAUUUGUCUUUAUGUUUUUGCUAACCCAGGCUGCAGUUCUAUUGCAACCGCCACCACAAUAUCCUGAUCUCUUUGCACUAUUGAUUUCCGUGUAUUCCUGUUCUCAAUUUAUACUGUUUUUUCUCUAUUUCAACUACCAACAGUUGUCUCUACCAACAUGUUUGCCAAAAGUACAAAAAUUAAAGACAAACUAGAAUUAACUUUAACCUAAUAGUGUUUGUGCUUGGUAU
Molecule: messenger RNA, 1678 nt
Organism: Hyposmocoma kahamanoa
Lineage: Eukaryota; Metazoa; Arthropoda; Insecta; Lepidoptera; Cosmopterigidae
Gene: gny
Product: dolichyl pyrophosphate Man9GlcNAc2 alpha-1,3-glucosyltransferase
Exons: 1
Coding region: 44-1642 (532 amino acids)
Biological process (GO): protein N-linked glycosylation
Cellular component (GO): endoplasmic reticulum membrane
Molecular function (GO): dolichyl pyrophosphate Man9GlcNAc2 alpha-1,3-glucosyltransferase activity
Source: RefSeq, a predicted model, not a curated record